Messenger RNA from Paramecium tetraurelia, 1596 nucleotides. RefSeq lists its product as uncharacterized. The transcript has 4 exons. The record is from RefSeq and is a predicted model, not a curated record. Lineage: Eukaryota; Ciliophora; Oligohymenophorea; Peniculida; Parameciidae.
AUUUUCUAUAAUUUUUAAAACCAAAAUUCAAUCUAGGGAAUGAACGAAUUAGCGCAAAUUAAUGAAUAUAUCAAGAAGAUUGAAGAAAUGUACAGCGAAUCUUUCUUUGAAAAGAGAAUGAAUGACACUUCAUCGGAAGAAAAAAAUAAUGAGAUCAAAUUUAUGAUGGAAUAAAUCAAUCAAGACCAGGGUGUUAUCGAAAAUCUAAUUUACAUCUCUCUAUUUUUAAUAGGAACUUUAUAAGCUAAACAGGAUGAUGAAUAAGAAAAUAAUGAUUUUCAAGAAAAACAAAGAAAGCAACUCUUAAACGAAUUGCAAUAAGAAAGAGAUUAAAUACUUCAGUAUAAGAACUUGUACCAUGAAAAAUGUUAGAUCAUAGAUGAAUAAUUAAAUGUUAUUUCAGAUUUGGAGCAAUAAGUAUCAAUUUUAAAGAAUCAAAACACUAAUCUAGAAAAUCAAAACUUAAGAAUUCAAAGGAGCCAAAUAGAUAAUGGUAGCAUAACAGAAAUUAUUUAACUUUAAGAAUAAUAAUUAGUGAAAAAUCAAAAUUUUUAAUAAGAAUUAUAGGCUGUGAAUCAAAAAUUGAAAUCAGAUUUGUAAGCUAAUUAAAUUGAGAUCAAUGAUUAUAAAGAUUAAAUAGAAGAACUAAAUUUACUAUUGAAAUAAAUGAAGUUUGAGUUUUCAUAAUUAAAAUUACAAAAGUAAUAGUAGGAUAUUCUGAUAUAAUCAUUAGAAUAAGAUCUCAAAAUCUAAAAUGAAAUUGUAAUUGAUUAUGAAAUUUAAAUAGAUCAAUUGAAGGAGUAAAUUAGAUCAAUAAACAUUACUAAGAUGAAAUAAAACGAAAAAGCAAUUGAAAAAAAAGGAGAUGAUUAAGAUUACAAUUUAUAAAAUAGCGCCUACACCACUAACUUAGAAGCAACUUAAUUCAGCGAAGUCUAAUAAUCGAAUUAUUAAUAAACACAACCUAAUCUUAAAUUAUAACUCCCUUUACUGUCAUACAGAUAAUAAUUAUAUAAAUUUCAAAUUCCAGAAGUUUCUGAAAGGUAAGAGCAAUCAGAUUAAACCCAAAAAGGCAACUAAAAUGAAAGCGAUCUUUAUACUGUUGUUUCAACCUUUGAAGUCAAUUAGGUUGAGAAGGAGAAUUUAAGAGAUAAAAUCAAAAGUGUUUAAGAAGAUAAUCAAAUUGAAAGUGCUCCUAAUUCAUAAUUUGUUUCAUAAACAGCAAGAUUAGAUCUAAAUAAAACUUAGAUUCCAAAAUUUCAAUUCUCAGACAUUAAUAAUAGGAUCACGGUUGCCAAAUAAAGAAAAUCAAAAACUAUUGAAUAAGUUGGUGUGUAAUAGUAUUUGCAAUAGCUUGGAAAGAGAUCUAAUUCAAAAAUAAUUGAAAUUUAGAAGUCUUACCCAGAUCCAUAUUACAUCUUCUUUGAACUUCUAGUAUAAUGCGUGAAAAUGAACUCAGAUAAUUUUGAUGAGAUUUAUAGUGUGAACACAGAAACCCUGUAUAAAGAGUGUUAAAAGGAAGGUAAGGCUUAUUUCGAGUGGUAAGACUGGGUUCAAAAGAGAUUGAACAUAGAACAAAUGUAGAACUUAGGUUGA